UGUGGAAGAAGUGGAAGACAUCAAAAAUUGUCCAAGGCAGAGUGCAAUAGGAUGAUUAUAUCUGGAAAGGCAAACAUUGAAUCUUCAAUCAUAUAUUUCCAAUGAAAAAUCAGAAGGUAAAAAAUAAAGCUCUACAUUGGUGGAAAAUAGGAAGAUAGCGAUCCUUACAUUUACACUCUCGUGCGCAUGGUGUCGCUCUUCACUGGAACUCUUCUGCAGAGAAAGCUACCGUUUCUUCCUCCAGAAAAUUUGCCAGCUCUCGGGAAAUCAGUUGCAAAUUCUCUUCCAGUAGGACGUCAUAAAAACUGGUCCUUGCGAGGCAUUUUCAGGCAAAAUAUUUUAUAUACUGUAGCCUUUUGAGCGUACCAUGCUGUUUUCCUGGCAAAGAAGCCAAAGAUCCCGGCGUCUGCUGCUCUCCUGGCUGCUCCUCCCCGCGCUCUGGGCGGCCGGGCGCGGGCAGCUGCGCUACGCGGUCCCCGAGGAGGCCCAGCACGGCACGUUCGUGGGCCGCCUCGCGCAGGACCUGGGGCUGGAGCUGGCGGAGCUGGUGCCGCGCCUGUUCCGGGUGGCGUCCAAGGAGCGCGGGGAGCUGCUGGAGGUGAACGUGCAGAAUGGCAUUUUGUUUGUGAACGCGCGGGUGGACCGGGAGGAGCUGUGCGGGCGGAGCGCGGAGUGCAGCCUCCACCUGGAGGUGAUCGUGGACAGGCCGCUGCGGGUGUUCCACGUGGAGGUGGAGGUCGAGGACAUUAAUGACAACCCGCCAGUAUUUCCUGAAAGGAACAAAAGCAUAAUCAUUGCAGAAUCCAGCCCUCCAGAAACGAGAUUUCCACUAGAUGGCGCAUCUGAUGCAGAUAUUGGAGUAAAUGCGGCCUUGACUUACCGACUAGAUCCCAACGACUAUUUUGCUUUGGACCCACCGAACAAUCGUGAGCAAAUGUCUUCGUUGUCACUAGUGUUAAAGAGAACAUUAGACAGAGAGGAAAUUCAGGAACAUAGUUUGUUAUUGACAGCCACUGAUGGAGGUAAACCCGAGCUCACCGGCACAGUUCAGCUGCUGGUCACCAUUGCCGAUGUGAAUGACAAUGCCCCAGAAUUUGAUCAACGCAUUUAUAAAGUGAGAGUGUUGGAGAACGCAUUUAAUGGGACCUUGAUAAUCAAACUCAAUGCCACGGAUCCUGAUCAGGGCACAAAUGGAGACAUAGUCUACUCCUUUAGAAGACCUGUAUCUUCGGCCGUGCUACGUGCAUUUGACAUUAAUCACUACAGUGGAGAAAUUAGGACAAAAGGCAAACUGGAUUUUGAAGAAAAAAGGUCUUACGAAAUUCCCAUGGAAGCAAGGGAUAAAGGAAACAUUCCAAUGACAGGUCACUGCACUCUUUUGGUGGAAGUACUAGACAUAAACGACAAUGCACCGGAGGUAACGAUCACUUCUCUCUCACUCCCUGUGAGAGAGGAUGCGCCCGUGGGCACCGUGAUCGCCCUGGUGAGCGUGUCCGACCGCGACGCCGGCGCCAACGGGCAGGUGAGCUGCUCGCUGCCGCCACACCUGCCCUUCAAGCUGGCGUCCACCUUCAGGAACUACUACUCCCUGGUGCUGGACAGCGCCCUGGACCGCGAGGCCACCGCGGGCUACCAGGUGGUGGUGACGGCGCGGGACGGGGGCUCGCCCCCGCGGUGGGCCACGGCCAGCGUGUGGGUGGAGGUGGCCGACGUGAACGACAACGCGCCCGUGUUCGCGCAGGCCGAGUACACGGUGUCGGUGCGCGAGAACAACGCGCCCGGCGCGCACAUCUGCACGGUGAGCGCGCGGGACGCGGACGCGCAGGAGAACGCGCGCGUGUCCUACGCGCUGGUGGAGCGGCGCGUGGGCGAGCGCGCGCUGUCGAGCCUCGUGUCGGUGCACGCGCAGAGCGGCCGCGUGCACGCGCUGCAGCCGCUGGACCACGAGGAGCUGGCGCUGCUGCAGUUCCAGGUGAGCGCGCGCGACGCCGGCGCGCCUGCGCGGGGCAGCAACGCCAGCCUGCAGCUGUUCGUGCUGGACGAGAACGACAACGCGCCGGCGCUGCUGGGGCCGGCCGGGGGCGGGGCGCGGAGCCACGCGCUGGCGCGCUCGGCGGGCGCGGGCCACGUGCUGACCAAGGUGCGCGCGCUGGACGCGGACUCGGGCUACAACGCGUGGCUGGCGUACGAGCUGCAGCCGGCGGCGGCCGGGGCGCGCAGCCCGUUCCGCGUGGGGCUGUACACGGGCGAGAUCAGCACCACGCGCGCCCUGGACGAGGCGGACGCGCCGAGGCAGCGCCUGGUGGUGCUGGUGCGGGACCACGGCGAGCCCGCGCUCACGGCCACGGCCACGCUGCUGGUGUCGCUGGUGGACGGCGCUCCGUCGCCGAAGCUGUCUGCGCGCGCGUCGGCGGGCCGCGUGGGCGCGGAGGCGUCGCCGCUGGACGUGAACGCGUCGCUGAUGGUGGCCAUCUGCGCGGUGUCCGGCCUGCUGGUGCUGACGCUGCUGCUGUGGGGGGCGCUGCGGUGCUGCGGGGCGGCGCGGAGCGAGGGCGCGUGCGCGCCGGGGAAGCCGGUGCUGGUGUGCUCCAGCGCGGUGGGGAGCUGGUCCUCGUGCCGGCAGAGGAGGCCCGGGCUGUGCUCCGCCGAGGGCCCGCCCAAGGCCGACCUCAUGGCCUUCAGCCCGGGUCUGACUCCUCUGGGUUCAGCCGAGGAAACAUGUCAGCGGGAAGGGGACGUUGAGCACCUGAAAGAGGUAAGUUUGAGUAUUUAA
Molecule: messenger RNA, 2773 nt
Organism: Perognathus longimembris pacificus (Pacific pocket mouse)
Lineage: Eukaryota; Metazoa; Chordata; Mammalia; Rodentia; Heteromyidae
Product: protocadherin alpha-13-like
Exons: 1
Coding region: 368-2773 (801 amino acids)
Biological process (GO): homophilic cell-cell adhesion
Cellular component (GO): plasma membrane
Molecular function (GO): calcium ion binding
Source: RefSeq, a predicted model, not a curated record